AAGAAUCAGUGACCAUGAAUCUUGAAAAAUUUUUCAGAUCAGGUCAUUCUAAUCUGAAUCUUAUUAUUGAUUGUAUAGGGUCAGAAUCUGAUAAGAUUGACCUGAAAUCAAGAUUCUGUCAGAAAUGAUCUCAAGAUUGUCGACUUGUAAUAACUUCUUCCUUAACUUUCUUUGAUUAUGACUGGUCCAUUACAAGCCAGUAACUAGCUUGAAUUAUACAGCGAAUGUGGCUGUGUGUCAAACUGUUGGCAGCGCUAGGAUGGCUAAUUAACGUUGUCAUACAGGAACCUGAGGGUAUUUGAUGGGUGCGUUAACUUUUGUAGUGUAGACACUCUCCAAGUUAAGUAUAAGUUAAAGUCGAAAAUUGCAUAGUAUAGACAAGGCCAAAGAUGACACAAGUUAACCGAAAGUUUAGUAUCUAUCAAUAAAAAAAAACUGCAGUUUACACGCACAUACAUACAGCGUUUUAAAUAAAUGUUACAAUAUGACAUUUUAUACUUGAUUUUACUGUGAGCGAAAACUGGAGCAUUUGCAUUCAUUAAGUUCUGCAGGUUUUGGCAAAAUUUUCAUAGAAUUUGGCAAAACUCUGCAGGUUUUCGCAAAAAUCCGGCAAAUCGGUGAGAGAGAGUUCUGAGAAUAUUCUUGCACAAUUCUCUUGUCUAAUAAUUCUUUUAUUUCUUCCUUUUUCCUUCGUAGUUUAUUUAUAUUGUUUAACUAAAUGUUUCAAAAUAAUAGCACGUAGCUGUUAUUAAUUUUAGAUUUUGGUUGUCCUACAACAUUUGUUUUUAUUGUCAACUACUGAUGAAGAUUUUUAUUAAUCGAACCGUUUAGUUAAGCAAUAUAAAUAAACUAUGAAGUAAAAAGGAAGAAAUAAAGAAUUAUUAAAUAAUAACAACUUCGUACAUAGUAAACAGUAAAAAGACGCAAUUCUCUUGUUUUUGACAAAAUUCUGCAGAUUUUGGCAACAUUUUGAUAAAUCGUGAGAGUUCUGAGAAUAUUGUUGCAUAAUUGUGUUGUUUUCGACGAAAUUCUGCUUUAAUUCGUGAAAUUGCGGUAGAAUUUUACAAAACUCUGCAGCGAAUUUUGUCUGCGUUGAGGAUAAAAUUUCACCGUUGCAGUCCUCGUGUCUUUUCUGGAUCCACGGACGUUUCUAGGACACAUCAAUUCCAAACAGUCUAAUCAAUGACACAAGUCAGGCGAUGAAAGCGGCUGAUCAACCAGGAGCUCAAUGGUAUUGGAAAUCGAAUUCUGACCCAUGGUCAACAAAUGGAAAAAGAAAAUGGACAAAAUAUUCUGAUAUUGAAUCAGCGAUUAUCGAAGAAGCAUUUAAUGGACAAAAUGAAACAAAACUAGCUGACCUGGAUAAUUAUACGAUUAACUUAAACGAUUCCAUUCAAAUCAGUAAAUCGGAUCCAAAUAAACAACGGCAAAUAAAGCGAGUUCUAAUUAGUGGAAAUGAAAGUCAAGGUUUAAGAAAAGAAAGAUUCUGUCUUCCACCAGCUUUGAGUAAAACGUUCAGUGAUGAUUGUGGUAAAGACGCGUAUAAUUUUCUUUCACAAUGGAAGCAAGACAAGAAACUUUCUGCUGCUGAAAUAGUGAACCAGGCAGCGAAUGGAAUAGUUAUCGAAGGGAAUAAAAUAGGUCAAGAUUGUGCCUCACAAUAUCUAGCCCGCCAACUAAUAGGCGUCGAAAACAAGGACAGACAAGAAAUUUACAAGUGUUGCAUUCAUCUAUACACAAUGGAAUGCUUUUUAUAUAAACUAAUAAAUAAAGCACUGAGAGAAAACGACACCAGCAAAAUAAACACUCUCGGUCCAUUCUGCUACAUUUUAUUCAGAAGCUGGCUAAAAACACAUACAAAACAUACAGCGGUACUCUAUCGAGGUGUAAAUAUCGAUCACAACAUGCUUAAAUCGUACGAGGAAGCCAGUCGCAAGAACAGAUGCUGGGACGGCUUUACCUCAACUACCAGAAAUCGUCACCUAGCCGAAAUCUACGGCAACACCUUAUUCAUUAUCGACGCGACCAAAACCGGUGGCUUAGACAUAUCGUCACUCUCCCACUUCGACGAAGAAGAAGUCCUACUGACACCGGGAACAGUCUUUGAAAUCACGCAAGUCAACAAAACCACAACCAAAACCUGCAUCUAUUUGAAACUGCUAAAU
Molecule: messenger RNA, 2165 nt
Organism: Didymodactylos carnosus
Lineage: Eukaryota; Metazoa; Rotifera; Eurotatoria; Philodinida; Philodinidae
Source: the annotation of a GenBank genome assembly